Molecule: messenger RNA, 954 nt
Organism: Perognathus longimembris pacificus (Pacific pocket mouse)
Lineage: Eukaryota; Metazoa; Chordata; Mammalia; Rodentia; Heteromyidae
Gene: Yjefn3
Product: YjeF N-terminal domain containing 3
Exons: 6
Coding region: 44-790 (248 amino acids)
Cellular component (GO): mitochondrion
Molecular function (GO): NAD(P)HX epimerase activity
Source: RefSeq, a predicted model, not a curated record
GGCGGUGGGCGGGCGCCAGAGGAGCGCUCAGCUCGCUGCAGACAUGAGUAGUGUGGCCAGGCUGGACCUGGAGACGCCCGAGGAGCGGCACUUCCUCAGCGCCUCGGAGGCAGCCGCCCUGGAGCGGGAGCUGCUGGAGGACUAUCGCUUCGGGCGGCAGCAGCUGGUGGAGCUGUGUGGACAGGCCAGUGCCAUGGCCGUGACCAAGGCCUUCCCCCUGCCGUCUCUGUCCCGGAAGCAGAAGACGGUGUUGGUCGUGUGCGGCCCUGAGCAGAACGGGGCAGUGGGGCUGGUGUGCGCCCGGCACCUGCGGGUCUUCGAGUACGAGCCCACCAUCUUCUACCCCACGCGCCCGCGGGGACCGCUGCACCAGGACCUGACCACGCAGUGUGAGAAGAUGGACAUCCCGUUCCUGUCCUACCUGCCUGCCGAGGUGCAGCUCAUAAACGACGCCUACACGCUGGUGGUGGACGCCGUGCUGGGCCCCGGCGAGGGCCCGGCCGAGGCCGCGGGACCCUGCGCCCGCGCGCUGGACACGCUGAAGCUGCUUUCCAUCCCACUCGUGAGCCUGGACGUCCCCUCAGGCUGGGACACAGAGACCGGUGGCGGCGGGGAUGGCGAGCUGCGGCCCGACGUGCUGGUAUCGCUGGUGGCGCCCAAGCGCUGCGCCGGGCGAUUCUCAGGGCGCCACCACUUCGUGGCCGGCCGGUUCCUGCCGGAGGAAGUGCGCCGCAAGUUUGCCCUGCACCUGCCGGGCUACGCGGGCACCGACUGCGUGGCGGCGCUGUGAGGCGGCGACCGCCCGCACCAAUAAACUCCGUCCCUACAACCUGCCUCUGCCUCCUCCUUGCUCUGCGGGCUCGCUGCGGGGUGGGCGACCUGGGGGCUCCCCGCACUGCCGAGGGCCUGACACGCGGGAUCGCAGCGAGACCACUACAGGGCUUCCGCCGCUCC